Messenger RNA from Pygoscelis adeliae (Adelie penguin), 861 nucleotides. It is a transcript of the gene CNTNAP1, whose product is annotated as contactin associated protein 1. The transcript has 6 exons. The record is from RefSeq and is a predicted model, not a curated record. NCBI's taxonomy places the organism in Eukaryota, Metazoa, Chordata, Aves, Sphenisciformes, Spheniscidae. The coding region runs from base 1 to 861 and encodes 286 amino acids.
AUGGGCCGACACGAUGAGCGGCACUACUACUGGGGGGGCUCACGGCCGGGCAUCCAGCGCUGCGCCUGCGGGUUGGACAAGAACUGCGCUGACCCCAAGUACUUCUGCAACUACAUUGGCGGGUACUUCGAGGAGGGCACCUGGGUGCGGUACAACAUCCUGCCGAUGUCGCUGUACGCCGCCCGCGAGUUCGCCAGCAUCAUCAGCAGCCCCUGGCAGCCCUUGCCUGGCUACAACCUCACCAGCGAGGAGGUCAGCUUCAGCUUCAGCACCACCUCGGCGCCCGCCGUGCUGCUCUACGUCAGCUCCUUCGUCAAGGACUACAUGGCCGUGCUCAUCAAGGAUGAUGGGAGCCUGCAGCUUCGCUACCAGCUGGGCACCAGCCCCUACAUCUUCGCCCUCACCACCAAGUCGGUGACGGAUGGGAGGCCCCACCACGUCAACAUCACGCGCCUGCACCGCACGCUGUACACCCAGGUGGACUAUCUUCCCGUCAUGGAGCAGCAGUUCUCCCUGUUCGUGGACAGCAAGCUGGACUCACCCAAAAACCUGUACCUGGGGCGCGUGAUGGAGACCGGCGUGAUUGACCCCGAGAUCCAGCGCUACAACACGCCCGGCUUCUCAGGCUGCCUCUCGGGGGUGAAGUUCAACAGCCUCGUCCCCCUCAAAGCCAUCUUCCGCCCCACCAGCGUCGUGCGGCCCUACAGCAUCCGGGGGGAGCUGGUAGAGUCGAGCUGCGCCUCCAUGCUUCCCCUCACCACCAUCCUCAUCCCCCCUGAGAUGGACCCCUGGUACAUGGGCACAGAGUUCCCCCACGUGCACGACGAUGGCUGGAUCGGGAUCAUCAUCGGCUGUAAGUGA